GUGCAUCUCACCCACAGAGUGGAAAGAUUCAAGGGGACAUCAAUGGAUUAUAUCUGAUCAAAAGAUUGUUGUUCCCUAAAAAGGAUGGCAUUGAAGGAACAGUUUGGAAUCUAAAUGUUGGAAAGUUUCUCUUUCUCACUUGUACUCACUUCUUUGUCCUGUCUCCCCCAUCCAUUUCUCUAAGGUUAGGGGCCCUAGUCGCUCAAACUAUGAACUAAAAACAGCCAUCUUCGCUCUCCCCAGCCACUUUCUGUCUUCUUGUUCUCCCCCUGCUUAUUCUCCUCUCCACCGGCUUUGUCAUGUCUGUAUCCACGAGGAACCCAGCACAUCGCCGGCGCUCUUUCGGUCCUGUCUCACCCAAGCGGAUCUAUAGAAACCUGUCAGUCAGGCUAAGGGGAGAAGAGUCAUCUGUCAGCGGGGGAGCAGACACACCCAAUCGCCUUGGAAAAUCUGCAGAUGCAUACAAGAGCUUGUGGGAUGCGGUGGAGAAUGAAGACACAUUGGCCGUACAAAGUCUGCUCUCCCGAAUCCGCAACAACUGUGCAGGAGGUGGAGGAGGAAGCAUGUGGGAGAGAGGAGAAAAGAAAGACAGGGACUGGGAGAAAGAGCGGGAGAGGGGGGUGAACAGAGUGAGUGAACAGGGCCUUGUCCCCUUGGAUGUGGCUGCCCUUACCCACAAUUCCCCUCUGCUCCAUGUGCUGGCAAAGGCUGGCGCUAGGCAUAACCCGAUUUUGUGCAGACCAGCAGAAUGGGCACGGAAGCUUGAUGAUCUUGUGGCGUUGGCGAAAGAAAGGGUGGAUGAGAGGAAGCAGGAGUUAUUGACGAAGGCUGGGGCAGGGUCCCAUGCACAGGCUGAUGUCCAUAGACAAAUCAGACUCUGGAGCCUCAGACUGCAACUGUACUGCCGGAUGAAGGAGAAUUUCAACCACACAGAACUCCCAGGUCAUCCAUGUCAAGUAUCCAUAGUGGUGACCAGCACAUCUUCUCUGUUUGUGGCAAUCAAAGAGCCAGAAGGUGACUGCAUGGGACUCAUCACCUGCUACAAGGUGGAAUGGAGCACCUCAGCAAGCUUCAAGCGCAUCCUUGGCUCAGCUCAUGUAACAGAGACCAAGAAUCCCUCUUAUCUUAUAAAGGGACUCACUGCUGGAGUGCAUUACUUUGUCAGGGCGAGUGCCUACAAUGUGAAAGGAUGGGGCCUACCUCAAAGCUCUAUUCCAGUCAGCGAUGCACCCUCCAGUUGGAGAGAGUGCAAUGGUGUGAAGUCGCAGUACAGAAACCAUGAGGCCCUAGUGAGGAAGCUUCUGGAAGAUGCCGGAGAGCCUCAUAACAGAGGAUACUACAAAGAGAGCCCUAAACCUCAGAGUCCCAACAUGCGUCUGUCGAUAUCUCGGGGCAUCAAACAACUGUUCCAGUCUGCUACCAAGUUUGUUCGUCUCUUACAAAGGGGUGUGUACUUGGCAACUGUGUUCUACCACAAGGAAAACAUCCUCGUGACAGCUGAAGAUCAACUCCCACUGGUGGAGAUCCAGUGCUGCUCAACCACUCUCACCCCCAACUUUGUUUGGUUUGCCAAGUUGUCCUGUGCGUGGCAGCAAGUGCCUUGGCUCCAGCAAGCGCUCUCCUCUGCUCAUUCAUCUUCCUCGUCCCUCCUACAGAACAGGCGCAAUAUUUUAAAAGCUGUCUCCCAGCUGCAGUCUUCCUUGGGGACGAUGGACCUUGGCCAAGUGUACUAUGAACCACUCAAAGACCGACAAGGCAACAUUUUACUUGUGACAUUAAAGGAGUUCCCAAAUGCUACCAGCUCUCCUGAGCCUCCACUGCAAUGGAUGCCCCUGGCUCGCCUGGAGAAGAACCGUAGCAGAGCUCCCCUACUGCCUGAACCCACCGCCAUGGAUAUGCUCUAUGAACACCUCAGGGUGAGGCUAGUUUGGUUAGAAAAAGAGAGUGAGGGAAAGAGAGAAACUAACAAUAAAGAAAUAUGCAGCCCAAGGCUAUCACAGGAGAAGCUGGACUACCACAGGCGCAGCAAUCAUUGGGCCAAAUCGGGCCUGUAUGUGGGCAUCCUAAAACUAUGGAGCUCCGUGGAAAACAUCAGGGUUUUGGUACCUCAAAGGCUUCCCAAUUUACUAUGCCAUGCCAGGGUCAGACACAAUGCCCAUGUCACCAGAGAAGAGUGGGCAUGGCUCCAGAAUAAUGUUUAUGAAACAACCAGUGACGGUAUUCAGAACCUACUGGGCAGCAAGGAUGACAACUUGGUGGAAAACAGCAGCCUGGUGGAGUUCAUCAGGCCCCUGAGAGCAGCCGUCUCACAUCUUCUGACAAAGCUCAACAUACCCCUCUACAGGGCCUAUCAGUAUGGAGUAUACACCAGAGAACUGCUGCAGUUAGGAGACAAAGUUUCCAUGGUGCUGCUUCUUCCUCCAAGUGAAGACUUUAGCUCCAGCUACUGGCCUCUGUUGGGAACCAAAGAGCCCGGCCUUACCAUGCCCCUGCAGCGCUUUGAGCUGGUUCACCUCUGGAGAUAUGAAAGGGACUUUCUGUCCCAGUACUGCCAGGCGUGGGUGAGGCUGGAGCUGGACACUCACCUGGCUCAGCAGGCUCUGCGGGAGGCGCUGGACACAAGGGAAGUGCAAGUGGCCCGCGAGCGUCUGAACCAUGUCACUGAGAUUUCCAAUCGUCUGGAUGUUUUGUGGCGGGAUGCCCGCUGGAUUAUGGACUGUCUGCAGUGCGUUCGGUCCAAGCAAUGGGUGGGAGCGGUGCCUCUUGGGUUGGUGAUGGGAGGAGACCCGCCGCCAUGUCCCGAGGCUGAGGAAGAGGAAGAAAGACUGACUGCCAGACUGACGUGGCCCCAUCGGCUGCAGUCAAAAAGGGCCGCCACAGCCUGUAAUGCAUCUCUGUCCACGUCAGAGGCUGAGCUGAGGAUUGCUCUUCUCGGAAAGACAGGAUCAGGAAGGAGCUCCUCAGGUAACACCAUCCUGGGUAGGUCCGCCUUCAGGGUGGAUGUCUCCCCCUGCUCUGUCACCACUCACUGCAUGAAAGAGACUGGGACAGUCGGCGGAAGGCACAUCUCUGUGACUGACACGCCAGGGUUCUUCCACACACACUUGUCCACUCAGGAGGUCAUAAGAGAAGUGGGACAGAGUUUAGUCCUGUCCUCUCUCGGACCCCAUGUAUUCUUGGUGACCCUGCAGCCUGGCAGGUUCACCCAGGAGGAGAGAGAUGUCCUGGAGUGGAUCAAGGCAACAUUUGGACCUGGAGCCAACAGGUUUACACUGGUGCUGUUCACGCGGGGAGACCAGCUGCGAGGAAAACCUGUUGAAGACUUUCUGGAGCAGAAUGAUGAGCUGUCGGCAUUUGUCAGCAGCUGCCAUGGAGGAUAUCAUGUCUUUGAUAACAGCGAGACUGAGAAUAUGAGCACAUGCUCACAACAAGUGGAGCAACUUCUGAAAAAGAUAGCCAAGAUUGUGGCAGACAACGGAGGCAGUUGCUAUAGCAAAGACAUGUUUAAGGAAGCAGAGAAUGCCAUCAGGGAUGCUCAGGAGAGGAUUUUGGAAGAAAGACGACACAGGUGGCUUCAUAUGGAGGAUGACGAAACAGAGGGGCAAGAGCCAGCGGUACAAACGAGGCAGAGGAAGGAGGAAGAGGAGGCCAGGCGGAGGGCAGAGAGGCUCUUCUGGUGUGAGCUGUUGACUGCAUUAGGAAAAGGUGCAGCAGAAGGGGCUGGUGUCACUGAGACAGACAAGAACAAAGGCAAAGCUUUGAAGAAAGUCAAGGUGGUGGAGAAGGCAGCGGCUCUGGUCACCUCGCCGUUCUCCAUCAGUUCGGCUGCAAAAGUGGUGGGCGGUGCUGUGAGAGAAGGAAGUAAGGUGCUAUACAAGCACCGUAAAACAUUCCUACACUAAAGGGAUUCCGGAUCGGCCUCUGUCGUCAACUAAACACAUAAGUAAGAAAGAAAUCAUCAGGGGCCAUCAACACACCACGUGAAGCCUGUGACAUUCUGUUACAUCCGAUUUUAUGUGGCUGCACAAACAGAACAUAUUUGCACAAGUCUUCACAGAUCACAAUAAAGGCAAUGUUAAUAAAUGAUGUACAAUUUAAUUUAGGGAGAAAAACACAUUUAAAGUAACAAAACACCCUGACAAUCAAUAGCUUGAAUUGGAUUGAAUUUAUAUUAUGCUGUGAUAUAUUUCAUUUUUGGCUUGACUUAUGUUCAUGCAAAAAUGGUUAGCCCUUUUACUCCCAUGAAGAAAUACAUUAUCCGAAGAAAAACUAAACAAGACAAAUACAAAAAGAACACAUCCUUGGCAAUAAGGAGCAAAGGUACAGUAUUAACAAGAUAAACAGAGUGUUCGAUGAUUCAGAAUGAAAAAAGGCACUUUGUGCUAUAUUACAGAGUACACUUUAACAUACAAUGUAGUAUUUGUAAUUAAUGCAAAACAUUUGAAGAUUUCAAACUGUGAGCACUCAUGUAGAUUUUGGACAGACUAUGGAGCUGACAAUGAUUUUUAGAGUCUGCAAUUCAUCAGCUCAUAUUCAAUGUCAGAAACUGCAUUCAUUUGUCACUGCGGUCUCAGCCUCAGUUAAUAAAGAAAACCUGUUCGUUAUAGUUUUGUAAAGAUGCCCGAAUUUAGGCUCCAUGUAAAAACUUCAGAUACAUUUUCAGUGUCGUGUUUGCAUCUUACCGUGUAAAGUGAAAAACAUGGAAACAUACCAAACCCAAAUAAUGUAUGCAUACACACAAAAACACAGACAAGAAGUACCAGCCAGACAGGAAUUCAAUUUGGAGUAAAGCACUUGUUUUGGUCGAUAGAACAUCAGCUCAUCUGUCCCACAGUUAAAGACGUACAGUUGAGGGUGGUGGUCU
Phycodurus eques (leafy seadragon) is the source of this 4864-nucleotide messenger RNA. Its product is annotated as ankyrin repeat and fibronectin type-III domain-containing protein 1-like. Gene Ontology annotation, biological process: establishment of mitotic spindle orientation; regulation of establishment of bipolar cell polarity. The coding region runs from base 300 to 3902 and encodes 1200 amino acids. Gene Ontology annotation, cellular component: spindle. Lineage: Eukaryota; Metazoa; Chordata; Actinopteri; Syngnathiformes; Syngnathidae. The transcript is spliced from 19 exons. Gene Ontology annotation, molecular function: GTP binding; protein binding. The record is from RefSeq and is a predicted model, not a curated record.